This is a messenger RNA of Micromonas commoda, 3699 nucleotides long. RefSeq lists its product with no specific name. Gene Ontology annotation, molecular function: DNA binding; DNA-directed RNA polymerase activity; ribonucleoside binding. Gene Ontology annotation, biological process: DNA-templated transcription. The coding region runs from base 1 to 3537 and encodes 1178 amino acids. The transcript is spliced from 2 exons. Gene Ontology annotation, cellular component: RNA polymerase II, core complex. The record is from RefSeq and is a predicted model, not a curated record. Lineage: Eukaryota; Viridiplantae; Chlorophyta; Mamiellophyceae; Mamiellales; Mamiellaceae.
AUGAGCGAGGAGAACGUGGCGGUGGAGGAGGAGGAAGAGAUCGGGCAGGAGGAUGCUUGGACCGUCAUUUCCUCUUUCUUCGAGGAAAAGGGUCUGGCGCGGCAGCAGCUCGACUCGUUCAACGAGUUCAUCCAGCACACCAUGCAGGAGAUCGUCGACGAGAUGUCAGAUUUCACGAUCGAGCCGGAGGAGCAGCAUAUGCCGGGGGAGGAAGCGGAUGGGAAGGGGAAGAAGAAGUACAAGGUCGAGUUUAAGCAGAUCUACCUGUCGAAGCCCAUGGUGACGGAGGCAGACGGAAUGACCUCCACGCUCUUCCCCAAGGAGGCAAGGCUUCGCAACCUGACCUACUCCGCGCCGCUGUACAUCGACAUGGCCAAGUCCACCAUCACCACGACGGAUGAGAUCGACGCGACGACGGGCAAGUAUAUCGAGACGAUCGACACGGAGGAGUACCCCAAGGUGUUCUUUGGCAAGGUGCCCAUCAUGCUGCGGUCGCAGUACUGCUCGCUCCACGACCACACGGACAAGGAGCUCACCGAGCUUGGCGAGUGCCCGUACGACGAGGGCGGCUACUUCAUCAUCAACGGAUCGGAGAAGGUGCUCAUCGCGCAGGAGAAGAUGAGCACCAACCACGUCUACGUCUUCGAGAAGAGGCAGCCCUCCAAGUACAUGUGGGUCGCGGAGUGCAGAUCCUCUCCGGAGAGCGGCGCGAGGGCGGCGAGCUCGUGCAUGGCCAGGCUCUGCCACGCGCCGGGAACCAAGGACGAGGCGGGUGUUAUCAGCGUCACCAUCCCUUACAUCCGAACGGAGAUUCCCCUCUUCGUGGUGUUCAGGGCGCUUGGAUUCGUCGCGGACAAGGACAUCCUGGAACACCUCGUCUACGACUUUGAGGAUCACGAGAUGAUGCAGCUGCUCCGCAACUCCAUCGAGGAGGCGCAGGUGAUCCAGUCGCAGGACGUGGCGCUAGAUUUCAUCGGUAAGCGCGGGAGCGCGGUGGGUGUGACGAGGCCCAAACGCAUCCAGUACGCCAGGGAGAUUCUCCAGAAGGAGCUCCUCCCCCACGUCGGCGUCAACGAGGGUUGCGAGACAAAGAAGGCUUACUUUUUGGGUUACAUCGUGAACAGGCUGCUGCUGUGCGCGCUCGGUCGCAAGAAGGAGGAUGACCGCGAUCACUUCGGCAACAAACGGAUGGACCUCUCCGGUCCCCUCAUCGCCAUGCUUUUCCGCCAGCUUUUCCGUAAGGUUACCAAGGACGUCAGGCUGUACAGCCAACGGUGCAUUGACUCGGGGAAGGACAUCCAGCUCACUUUGGCGGUCAAGGCCAAGACGAUCACCUCGGGUCUGAAAUACUCGCUCGCGACGGGCAACUGGGGCGCGCAGGGUGCGCAAGAUAUCCGGGCGGGCGUCUCGCAGGUGCUCAACCGCUUAUCGUUUUCGUCUACGCUGAGCCACCUUCGAAGGCUGAACUCCCCUAUCGGCCGCGAGGGCAAACUCGCCAAGCCGAGGCAGCUGCACAACAGCCACUGGGGCAUGGUGUGCCCCGCGGAGACACCCGAAGGACAGGCGGUCGGGCUGGUGAAAAACCUCUCCCUCAUGUGCCUCGUCUCUGUUGGCUCGCCCAGCGCCCCGCUGCUCGAAUUUUUAGAGGAGUGGUCGAUGGAAAACCUGGAGGAGAUUUCGCCGUCAGUCAUCGUCAACGCUACGAAGAUCUUCGUCAACGGCGUAUGGGUCGGUGUACACAGGGAGCCGGCUCAGCUCGUGCAGACCCUGCGCAACCUCAGGCGCAAGCUCGACAUCACCAUCGAGGUUGGCGUUGUCCAUGAUAUUGCACUGCGGGAGCUUCGACUGUACACGGAUUAUGGGAGGUGCAUCAGGCCGCUGUUCAUCGUCGAAGACAACCAUCUGGUGAUAAAGAAGAAGGACAUCCAGAUGCUCUACGAGAAGGAAAUCACGGGUUACACCUGGAACGACCUCGUGGCGACCGGGUGCAUCGAGUACGUGGACACUGAGGAGGAGGAGACGACAAUGAUUGCGAUGACAAUCGACGAGCUCGUUGGGCAGCGCAUCAAUGCAGAACCUGGGGGCGUCAAACACAUGUACACCCACUGCGAGAUCCACCCCUCCAUGAUCCUCGGCAUCUGCGCCUCGAUCAUUCCCUUCCCGGACCACAAUCAGUCCCCGCGUAACACUUACCAGAGUGCGAUGGGUAAGCAGGCCAUGGGCAUGUACGUGACCAACUUUCAGAUUCGCAUGGACACGCUGGCAUACGUCCUUUUCUACCCGCAGAAGCCGCUGGUGACCACCCGCGCGAUGGAGCACCUGCACUUCCGCGAGUUGCCCGCGGGCGUCAACGUCGUCGUUGGCAUCAUGUGCUACACGGGUUACAACCAGGAGGACAGCGUGAUCAUGAACCAGUCGUCCAUUGACCGCGGGCUCUUCCGCUCGAUUUUUUACCGGUCUUUCAAAGAUGAGGAGAAGAAGCAGGGCUCGCUCACGAAGGAGGAGCUCGAGAGGCCGAGCAGAGACACCACGCUAGGUAUGCGUCACGGAACAUACGACAAGCUCGACGACGACGGUUUGAUCUGCCCUGGCACCCGAGUCAGUGGUGAGGAUAUCAUCAUCGGGAAGACGAGCCCACUCCCCGAGGAUGACCCGUCUGCGGUUUCCAAGCGCUUCACCAAGCGUGACUGCUCCACGGGAAUGAAAAACUCCGAGACCGGCAUCAUCGACCAGGUGCUUUUGACCACAAACGACCAGGGCCUUAGGUUCGUCAAGAUUCGCGUGCGAUCGUGCCGAACCCCCCAGGUUGGCGAUAAGUUCUCGUCCAGGCACGGGCAAAAGGGUACGAUUGGCAUGACUUACACCCAGGAGGAUAUGCCGUUCACGUGCGAGGGUAUCGUGCCGGACAUCAUCGUCAAUCCCCACGCCAUCCCCUCGCGCAUGACCAUCGGGCAGCUCGUCGAGUGUCUCAUGGGCAAGGUUGCGGCGAUGAUGGGCAAGGAGGGCGACGCCACCCCGUUCACUCCCGUCACCGUGGAGAGCAUCUCUGACAUGCUGCACAUGUGUGGCUAUCAGAAGAGAGGCAACGAGGUGAUGUACAACGGCCACACCGGACGCAAGCUCGAAGCUAAGAUCUUCCUCGGGCCCACGUACUACCAGAGGCUCAAGCACAUGGUGGACGAUAAGAUCCACUCUCGCGGCCGCGGCCCGGUGCAGAUCCUCACCCGCCAGCCCAUGGAGGGGAGAUCGAGGGACGGUGGCUUGCGCUUCGGAGAGAUGGAGCGCGAUUGCAUCAUCUCGCACGGCGCUGCGGCGUUCCUGAAGGAGCGCCUCAUGGAUCAGUCCGACGCCUACCGCAUCCACGUGUGCGAGACGUGCGGCCUCAUCGCGGUGGCCAACCUCAAGAACCAGACGUUUGAGUGCUGCAAGAACCCGAGCGAGCGGACCAAGGUUGUGCAGGUGAUGAUGCCCUACGCGUGCAAGCUCCUCUUCCAGGAGCUCAUGUCCAUGGCUGUCGCGCCCAGGCUGGUGACCUAAGAGGGGGAUGAGGACAUGCUAGAUGCCGCGGGGGGCUCGGACGGUGGUGGCCCAAGCGCCACGUAAAGCCACCAGCCCCCUCGGCGUCAGGCACACUUCAUAUAGACGAGCAAAAAAACAAAAAAUAGCGGAGAGUUGUGAAUCCAACGCAAAUAGUACCUU